Propithecus coquereli (Coquerel's sifaka) is the source of this 531-nucleotide messenger RNA. It is a transcript of the gene EMCN, whose product is annotated as endomucin. The transcript is spliced from 7 exons. The record is from RefSeq and is a predicted model, not a curated record. NCBI's taxonomy places the organism in Eukaryota, Metazoa, Chordata, Mammalia, Primates, Indriidae. The coding region runs from base 1 to 465 and encodes 154 amino acids.
AUGGCCUCAGGACUGCUAAGGGGCCAUAAUCACGAGACACCUCCUAGUUCAGCCACGGAGCCAGCUGCGCUGGACGGCCCGCCCCUGCGGCCAGCGCUCCACGUAGCACUCCACAACCAGUUGCAUACUUCUAGAACCAGCACAUUGCUCUCAAUAUCAACUAUAACUACAGAAAACAUCUUGCAGGCUCAAGGCACUGAGGAUGGAAAAAAUGCAAGCUCCGCAUCGACCAGCCCCUCUUAUUCCAGUAUUAUUUUGCCGGUGGUUAUUACUUUGAUUGUAAUAACACUUUCAGUAUUUGCUCUGGUGGGUUUGUACCGAAUGUGCUGGAAGACAGACCCAGGCACGCAGGAAAAUGGAAAUGAUCAACCCCAGUCCGAUAAGGAGAGUGUGAAGCUUCUCACUGUUAAGACAAUUUCUCACGAGUCUGGUGAGCACCCUGCGCACGGAAAAACCAAGAACUGACAGCUCGAUGAAUCCUCUCCACACCUAGGCAAUGAAUAUGUAAGUUUCCUUAUUUCAUUCACCGAG